CCUUGAGGAAGUUCUAGUCUUCCCAGGUAUGAGCCAUUUUACUAGCACUUGCUUGACUUCUCUUCCCUUGUGGAUAAUGACCUGUUUCUGCAGAAUUUAUUCAGGCUCGACCUUAACUCCAUGAUUGGCAGGAAGCUACCUUCAGGAUUGCUGUCUUCUUCAUAUUUCUUUAACUGGGACACAUAGCAUACAUAGUGGAUCCUGGCUUUUUGAGGCAGCUUCAGCUUGUAGUCUACUGUAUUGAUUUUCGGUAUCACCUGAAAAGGCGCAUAGAAUUUAAGUGCCAGCUUGAAACACUUUUGAACUGAGAUACUGGACUGACAAUAGGGUUGCGAAUUUAAUAGCUUGCACUCCCCUUUCUUAAAUUAUCUCUCGAUCCUCUUGUUAUCCACAAUAAACUUCAUGCAUUUCUACGAGUCCAUGAGUUGUUCCCUAAGCAUUCGAUUCAUUACUUGCCUGUCUUCCAGCCAUUCCUCAAGCUUAGCCAUCCUGGCGUCUCUGCUUUUGCUCUCGAUGACUAGUGGAGGAGGGUAUCUGUAUGAGGCCAUGAAAGGUGGCAUUUUUAAGCUUGCUGGUAGGAUUUAUUAUACUAUCACUCAACAAGCCCUACUCAUUUUGACCAUGCCUUAGGCUUAUUAGAAGCCAUGCACCAUAGAUAGCCUUCAAUACAUUGGUUGAUCCUCUCUGUCUACUCAUCAGUUUGUGGGUGGUGGGCUUAGCUGUACUAGAGUCUAGUUCCCGUCAUCUUCAUCAAUUCUUGCCAAAAUUGACACAUAAAGACCUUUUCUCUGUCGGUGACAGUGGACCUUGGUACUUUGUGGAGCUUAUAGACAUGAUCUAGAAAAAUCAGAGUGAUGUUUUGAGUGGUGAAAAGGUGUGAAAAAGCUAGGAAGUGACCGUACUUGGUAAACCGAUAUACCACAAUUAGAAUGGUAUUCUUGCUUUCUGACUUGGAUAAGUGCUGUUUAAAAUUAUUAUUAUUUGAGUCCAAGCCUUAUUGGGAAUAUUGAGAGGUUGAAGCAAUCAUGGGUAAGCUAUAUUCUCCUUUUUGUACCUUUAAAAUACUCCAAACUUUCUUAUUCGUUCUUUUACCUGUUGCUUCAUUUUAGGCCAGUAGGAUCCUUGCUUUAACUUGUUGUAGGUGCCUUUACUUCCGAAUGCAUUCUUAAGGGAGAGCAUAAUGGUGUCUAAGUAGCUGCUCUCUCAGUCGUUUUUUCUCCCCUAUGAGUAGGUGACCCUUAUACCUCAGUGCUCCUUGCUGGCAUUUGAAAGGACCUUAGAAAGAAAGAGCCAUUAUCAGGUCGCAUAGGAGGGUCUGAACCAUUUGUCCCCUUGGUAGGAUUGUUGAAUUUCCUGCAUCCAAACAGGGACAACUGCCGAGACAACCAUGCACAGUUUCCCUCCUUCACUUGCAUUUCUUCUGGAUAGGGCAUCUGCGGCUUUGUCUUUUGUUCCCUUUUUGUACACAAUCUUGUACUUGAACCCCAUCAAUUUCACAAUGCUGUUGACCUGCAUAAAGGUUUGGACUCAUUGCUCUAAGAGAUGUUUGAUACUUUGUUGGUAGGGUCUUGAUGAUGAACUCACUCCCUUGAAGAUAAUGCCCCCACUUUGUGACUGCCAUGAGGAUUGCAAGCAAUUCUUCUCAUACAUGGAUAAUACAUGGUUUUUGGGGCUCAAUGACUUGCUCGAAAAGGCUAUUGGUUUCACUCGCUUUUGCAACAGGAUUGCUCAUAUUAUUGUCUUGCAAGCAUCUGCCUCCACCACAAAGGUCUCUAUGAAAUGUGGUAGGGCGAGAAGAGGGGCACUGGUCAUCGCUGUCUUGAGGUUUUGGAAGGCUUCCUUGCCUUGCUCAUUCCAUUAGAAGGCAUCUUUCUUGAGCAACUCUGUCAGGAUUGGCUGGUAGUUCCAUAGUAAUAGCGAGUAAAUCCCAGAAAACCCUUAGUUCUUUAACUGUGGUUGGCCUCAGCCAGGAGGGAAUGACUUCAAUUUUUGAUGGGUCUGUCUUCAUACCUUCCCCGUUGUGCUUAUGAUACGGGAAAUUUCUGCAAAACUUUUCACAAAGAUGCCAGUGGCUGGAGAGAAUGUGCUUUUUGCAAGACGCCGAUUCACUGUGGAUGUAUUAUGUCGGCAUAUAUGUGUAAUGUACUGGAUUUUGGUGGUGUAGCUUGCAUGAGUUGUGCACCACCUGAACCUGAGAAGUAUCAUGACUUCAUCAAGAAUGUCCCAGAGACUCGGCAGCACUUGCAGAACCCCUCCCAAAUUCCUCCCAUCGUGGAGACAAGAACUAGUGGUUUGAAACCCAUCCUAACCUUGAAAGAACAGGGAAUUGGUGAUUUAAUUGUUUGACUGACAGCUUUAAGCUCUCUGAGUUAAGAUUAUAUGCAAGUGAAAUUACUAGUUUCCUGCUUGACUGGAAAUGUCAUGUAUAAGGGUAGAAGAAUAGUUAGACAGUUUUAUUUCUUGGGCAUAAAUGAAGAUUUGAAAUUCUAAUUCUAUUUUUAUAUGCAAUCAAGUGGAGGGAUAUUUGAAAGCAUAGAGUUUCUGAGAGGAGUAAGGAAACUGUAUCAUAUUCUUAGGUUUAUAAUUUCUACCUAAGUUGUCUUGAAAUUCAGAUUGUGAAUGGAGACCCUUGGUGUGCAG
Molecule: messenger RNA, 2640 nt
Organism: Carica papaya (papaya)
Lineage: Eukaryota; Viridiplantae; Streptophyta; Magnoliopsida; Brassicales; Caricaceae
Source: RefSeq, a predicted model, not a curated record